Acanthosepion pharaonis is the source of this 642-nucleotide messenger RNA. NCBI's taxonomy places the organism in Eukaryota, Metazoa, Mollusca, Cephalopoda, Sepiida, Sepiidae. The record is from the annotation of a GenBank genome assembly.
AUGUCAUCUUCAUCUGAAAGAAAUUCCUCAGCUCUCCUUCUUGUUAUCUGCAUUCUCUUCAUUUGCUUCUCCUUGUCGAUCUACCAAAAACCGCCCAUACAUUUCGAUCGCAGGGAACAGUCUACAGUAUUCCCACCUCUGCCAUUCUUUCUCCCCUAUUCAGAACAGCUGAAAUGGAAUAGUCUUCUCUUCCCCCCACACGAUCCCCUUAUCUCUGUUUGGAACGAAGAUGGAACAUUCUCGAACAAACCUUUUUUUCCCUUUGCAACAGAGGAUGCAUCAAACCUUAAAUACAUAAUCGCCUUAUUUUCUUUCUUUCUUUUUUUCUUUCUCUCUUUCUUUCUUUCUUUCUUUCUCUCUUUCUUUCUUUCUCUCUUUAUCUCUUUCUUUCUCUCUUUCUUUCUCUCUUUCUUUCUUUCUCUCUUUCUUUCUUUCUCUCUUUAUCUCUUUCUUUCUUUCUCUCUUUCUUAUUUUCUUUCUUUUUUCUCUUUCUUUCUUUCUUUCUUUCUUUCUUUCUUUCUUUCUUUCUUUCACUGCGCUCAAACAUCCUCUCUGAUAUUUCUUUUUUUCUAUCUAUCUAUCUAUCUAUCUAUCUAUCUAUAUAUAUAUAUAUAUAUCUAUCUAUCUAUCUAUCUAUCAUAA